This is a messenger RNA of Vicia villosa (hairy vetch), 2165 nucleotides long. Its product is annotated as protein NRT1/ PTR FAMILY 1.2-like. Gene Ontology annotation, molecular function: transmembrane transporter activity. Bases 304 to 2031 code for a protein of 575 amino acids. The record is from RefSeq and is a predicted model, not a curated record. The transcript is spliced from 5 exons. Gene Ontology annotation, cellular component: plasma membrane. Gene Ontology annotation, biological process: transmembrane transport. NCBI's taxonomy places the organism in Eukaryota, Viridiplantae, Streptophyta, Magnoliopsida, Fabales, Fabaceae.
UCAACUGGUGCAAAACUAAACUUACUUUGUUGGAAAUGACACAUGAAUUUUUGGAGCAAAAUUACAAGAGCAAAAUUUUUGAGCAAUGCAAAGUGUAACAUGCUUUUAAGAUUUCCCCAAUUUCCUACAAAUUGUGUCACACGUUUAUUGUCUCUUUAUAACUCAUAUAUCUUCAGUAAUGGACAAAAAAUACUUUGUAUUUUUCUCUAUGAGAAGAAACUAGUACCCAAAACAAGAAUACAAUAGUUUUAGAUAAGAACAAGGUCUACUACUUGUUUGUAAGUUGUAACAAGAAGAAGAAAAAUGGAGCAAAACAAAGACAAAGAGCAAGUUGUAAACAAGAAGCUGGGUGGUUACAGAACCAUGCCAUUUAUCAUAGCAAAUGAGACUUUUGAGAAGGUUGCAACUGUUGGACUUCAUGUGAAUAUGAUUUUGUACCUACUCAAUGAGUAUCAACUGGAACCUUCAACUGCAGCUAUCAUAAUAUUUCUCUGGAAUGCUGUAUCCAAUUUCAUGCCGCUUUUUGGUGCUUUUCUUUCUGAUUCUUGUCUCGGACGGUUUCGUGUCAUUGCUUGCGGAACAAUCAUCGACCUUCUUGGAUUGAUUGUGUUAUGGCUAACUGCAAUCAUUAGGCAAGCAAGGCCACCGCGUUGUGACGAAAAGCCAUGCACGAGUGCAACAGGAGGACAGUUCUUGUUUCUUUUCUCAUCACUUGCUUUAAUGGCUGUUGGAGCCGGUGGAAUUAGGCCAUGUUCUUUAGCUUUUGCAGCGGAUCAGAUAAACGAUCCGAAGAGUACGAAAAAUGGGAGAGUGAUGAAGAGUUUCUUCAACUGGUAUUAUGUUUCAGUUGGUGUAUCAGUGAUGGUUUCAGUGGUGUUCAUAGUGUACAUACAAGUUAAAGCAGGUUGGGUUGUUGGUUUUGGUAUUCCUGUGGGUCUUAUGUUGUUUUCUUCUGUCAUGUUUUUCUUGGGAUCUUUUAUGUAUGUUAAAGUUAAACCAAACAAGAGUUUAUUAGCUGGAUUUGCUCAAGUGAUUGUUGCAUCAUGGAGAAACAGACACAUGACACUGCCUCAAAACAACUCUGGUUUGUGGUAUUUUCAGAGUGGUUCUGUUCUUGUUCAUCCUACGGACAAAGCAAGGUUCUUGAACAAGGCAUGCAUUAUGAAGAACAAAGAGAAAGAUUUAGACUCUAAUGGUGCACCAAUUGAUCCAUGGAGUUUAUGUACAGUAAGACAAGUAGAGGAAUUAAAAGCAGUGAUCAAAGUUCUUCCCAUUUGGUCAACAGGAAUCACAGUUGGCAUUACAAUAAGCCAACAAUCAUUUUCUGUGGUCCAAGCAAACACUAUGAACAGAAAGGUUCACAAUUUUGAGAUUCCAUCAACAAGUUUCGUUGCAUUUGGAAUCCUCACAUUAACCAUAUGGGUAGCUAUAUAUGACCGUAUCAUAGUUCCUUUGUUAACAAAAUACACCAAAAAAGGAAAAGGACUAACUUUAAAGCAAAGACUCGGAAUUGGCAUAGCACUCUCAUGUUUAUCUACUUUAGUGGCUGCAUUAGUAGAGAAAAAGAGAAGAAACCAAGCAUUAAGAGAAGGGUUAAUGAAUAAUCCUAAAGGUAUAGUGAACAUGACAGCAAUGUGGUUAGUGCCUCAGCAAUGUUUGGUUGGUUUUGCUGAGGCUUUCAAUGUCAUUGGACAGAUUGAGUUUUUUUAUUCUCAGUUUCCUAAAACUAUGUCUAGUAUUGCUGUUUCAUUUUUUGCUCUUGGACUUGGGACAGGGAAUUUGGUGGCUAGUAUUAUAGUUAAGGUUGUUAAGACUGGGACACAAGGAGAAGGGAAAGUUAGUUGGUUGGCAUCAAAUAUCAAUCAAGGGCACUAUGAUUAUUACUAUUGGUUACUUACUGUUCUAAGUUUGGUUAAUUUGUUUUACUUCUUUUUGUGUAGUUGGGCUUAUGGAAGUGUUGAAGAGAUCAAAAAUUGGGAUGAAGAGGUUGAUACUAAGAUUGAUACUAAAUGUGAGAAAGAGAAUAUGUAGUUUAGUUAACCAAAGGGGUUGGUUCUUUUGUAUAUUUUAUGAUGAUUGUAUUGCUAAAAAUUGGGAUGAAGAGGUUGAUACAAAUUGUGGGGAAGAAAAAAUGUUGUUAAUGAAGAGUGUUUUACUUCUUCUUU